CGACGGUUGGGAUGGUGCACCCACAUAAAAGCCCAAAAGUACAAUAUAAGCUCAUCAAACGUUUACUUCUCGCCUUCCGUUCCCCACAACCACCGGAACCUGCGCUCUCCUUCUCCUUGUCCUUUCACCACUCUUUCUCUCUCUCCCUUCCUCUCGAAAACAAUGGAGCAAUCUCCAGCGGUGCAGAGGCCGACAAGGAGGAGCCUGAUGAGCUCGCUGAAGGAGGCAGCGAGCACGACCCUCGGCCGCUCAUCAUCCUUCAAAGAAGACUCCUACCUCACUUCCCAACUCAAACCCGCCGAGCUCAAAGCCCUCGAAGAUUUUAAGAAAUUUCUGUCAUCAUCCUCAUCGUCGGCGUCGGCCCCGCCGACUAUGUGGGGAAUCCCUUUGCUUGAUGGUGGUGAGAGCGCAGACGUGGUCUUGCUCAAAUUCUUACGAGCGCGGGACUUCGGUGUUGCGCAGGCGCAUGCAAUGCUGCAGCGAUGCGCCGAGUGGAGAUCGGAGUUUGGAGCGGAUGAGGUGGUGGAUGAAGAGCUUGGCUUCAAAGAGCUCGAAGGCGUGGUCGCGUACAUGCACGGCUGGGACCGCGCCGGCCAUCCCGUGUGCUACAAUGCCUACGGGGUUUUCAAAGACAGGGAAAUGUACGAUCGCAUCUUCGGCGACGAAGAAAAGCUCAAGCGCUUCCUCCGAUGGCGCGUUCAGGUCAUGGAGCGCGGUGUUCGCCUUCUCCAGCUCAAGCCUGGCGGCAUCAACUCCAUUAUUCAGGUCACCGACCUAAAAGACAUGCCUAAGCGCGAGCUUCGCGUCGCUUCCAACCAGAUCCUCUCUUUAUUUCAGGACAACUACCCUGAAAUGGUCGCUCGCAAGGUUUUCAUAAACGUGCCGUGGUAUUUUAGUAUUCUGUACUCCAUGGUUAGUCCUUUUCUCACUGAGAGGACUAAGAGCAAGUUCGUCAUCGCCAAAGGAGGCAAUGUGGCAGAAACCCUCUACAAGUUCAUCAGGCCAGAGUUCGUUCCUGUUCAGUAUGGAGGCUUAAGCCGACCUGGCGAUCUGGAGAACGGACCGCCGAAGCCGGCGUCCGAGUUCACCAUUAAAGGCGGUGAAAAGGUAAACCUGGAAAUAGACGGCAUUGAGGCUGGAGCGACUAUAACGUGGGAUAUAGUUGUGGGGGGAUGGGAUGUGGGCUAUGCAGCGGAGUAUGUGCCGAGUACGGAGGGCGGCUACACGAUUGCUGUAGAGAAAGCACGGCGGAUUCCGGCGGCGGAGGAAGCGGUUCAUAACGUGUUUGCGGCAAGGGAUGCCGGCAAGAUGGUUCUAUCGAUCGACAACACUGGUUCGAGGCGGCGGAAGGUAGCGGCUUAUCGCUACUUCGUCCGCAAAGCUACGGUUUAGUUCUUGAAAGUGGGUAAUAAGAGGAUAUGUGGACUAAAAUAUUUGCGCUUUUAGCUUUCUUAAUUAUGUGAAAUAUUAGUGAUGUAAUCCUAUUUUAAUCUUGUGGUUGGGUUUUGAAAGAGUGGAUUAGGGUUUUUAUAUUGAAAAUUUGUGUUUGUUGGUAAUCUAAUUACUUUUGAGUCCUCUUAUUGGGAAAAUAUUUGUGUAGGUAAGAAUUACGCUACGCCACCUAUGUCAGAGGUUAUUCAGAGGUUAUAGGGAUUUUAUAUCCGCAUUGUAUCUCCUGUAACUUUCUUGUAAUUUAUCUAUACUUAUCGAAAUUAUAGAAGCGCAAAAU
Messenger RNA from Phalaenopsis equestris, 1729 nucleotides. RefSeq names its product patellin-6. The record is from RefSeq and is a predicted model, not a curated record. The coding region runs from base 163 to 1392 and encodes 409 amino acids. Gene Ontology annotation, molecular function: lipid binding. Lineage: Eukaryota; Viridiplantae; Streptophyta; Magnoliopsida; Asparagales; Orchidaceae. The transcript has 4 exons.